AUGUGUGGUGCACUAUUCAUCUGGAUGACUGAUUGGUACGGACGAACAUGGCGCAUCUUCUUUGGAUGUCUGGGGGUCUGCAUUGGCACAAUCAUCACCUCCGUGGCCACAUCUCUCCCGAUGUUCAUCGCUGGCCGGUUUCUGCUGUCCUUCUUCGCGACUUGCGCUCACACUGCUGCUCCCCUUUAUCUGGUUGAGAUCGCCCCGCCUAUUUAUCGCGGGACGAUUGCAGGAAUGUAUAACACAUUUUACAACGUUGGCUCCGUUUUCUCAACAUCAGCUGUGUAUACAUGUCACAAAUACCUAUCUCACGACAGUGACCUGGAUUGGCGACUCCCUCUGUGGCUUCAGAUAGUGUGUCCGGGUCUGGUUUGUCUGAUCAUCAAAUUUUACCCAGAAUCCCCUCGAUGGCUUGUUUCCAAAGACCGCCAUGGCGAGGCUCAGGAUAUCAUUGCCACAUAUCACGCCAAUGGCGACGCCGAGCAUCCUCUUGUGGCACUCCAGAUGAGGGAGAUGCUUGCUACUGUUGACCGCGAGCACCAGUCCUCCUGGAAAGACCUCUUUGACCUCCGAGUCCUUGUUGAAUCCAGGUCCAGUCGUUAUCGCCUGAUGCUGAACGUAGCUUUCUCUUGGUUCGGCCAAUUCAGUGGAAACAACAUUGUAUCCUAUUACCUGCCCAUCAUGCUCAAUGGGAUCGGUAUCACUGACACUGACCUAAAACUGAUACUCAACAUCGUAUAUGCAGUCAUCGGCUGGGUGGCGUCUAUAUUCGGCUCUCGCCUUCACGAUGUCGUGGGGCGUCGCAAGAUGCUCAUGAGCACUACGGCGGGUAUGACGGUUUGCCUGGCUAUCGUCGCCGCGUGCGCUGCUGGGUAUACCGAAUAUGGCAACCAAACUGCAUCGACCGUCAGCAUUGUGUUCAUCUUCAUGUUUGGUGCUAUCUUUGCUUGUGGCUUCACGCCGAUGCAACCCAUCUACCCGGCAGAGGUUGUGAGUAAUAAGAUGCGAGCCAAGGCCAUGGGGACAUUCAAAUUGACAGCUGGAGCGGCCGGGUUCUUGAAUACAUUUGUCGGCCCUAUUGCAUUGUCCAACAUCGGAUACUGGUUCUAUGUGUUCUUCGUUUUCUGGGACACUUUUGAGUUGGCUUUUAUGUAUUUCUUCUUUGUGGAAACGAAAGGAUCGACCUUGGAGGAGCUGGAUGUCUUUUUCAAAGCGAAAAACCCACGAAAGGCUAGCAUUGAAGCUGUCAAAGCCCGAAAGCGGAUUAUUCGAGGACAAAGAGAUUCUGUUUGA
Messenger RNA from Aspergillus terreus NIH2624, 1293 nucleotides. RefSeq lists its product as uncharacterized. Gene Ontology annotation, molecular function: carbohydrate:proton symporter activity. The coding region runs from base 1 to 1293 and encodes 430 amino acids. The transcript has 5 exons. Gene Ontology annotation, cellular component: membrane. Gene Ontology annotation, biological process: transmembrane transport; carbohydrate transport. NCBI's taxonomy places the organism in Eukaryota, Fungi, Ascomycota, Eurotiomycetes, Eurotiales, Aspergillaceae. The record is from RefSeq and is a predicted model, not a curated record.